AGUCAGGACAGGAGCGAAGCCUAACGUCUUUGCCGUGCUAAAGAAGAUGAAGCAAAGGAAGACGCCUGAUCCUGAGACGGGGUCCGUGUGGGUUAACCCGCAAUCCGAGACCCAGUGCACGUCGUAUGUCUCCAAGUUCAAGCAGAAGUACGGCGAGGAGGCCAAUCCAGAGGCCGAGGACUUUGACCCUGAGGUCGCGGUGCUUGCGGGAGAAGGCUUGAAGCAUGGCCGCCUAUGGUUUGGUGACGGGUGCGUCGACCCAGCGAGGGUUCCCUCUCUCCGCCAGAUCCGUCGUGGUCGUAAGAGCGGCCAGCCUGAGGUAGAGCCCCGGCCACGGGCUUCGGAUCUAGCUGUCGAGCGGUUACGGGAGGAGAUGGCAGCGAAGGAGCAGGCGGCCCAGGAGCAAAGGGCGCAGAUGGAGCAGCAGAUUCUGCAGUACCAGCAGCAGCAGACACAGAUGAUGCAGCAGAUGCAACAGCAACAACAGAUGAUGCAGCAGCAGCAGGCACAGAUGAGCUGGCUGAUGAGCCAGACGGCUCUGUCUUCUCCACCGGGGAGUCUUCCUGCUCCUCCACCUUACUCCAUGCCGUGGAUGCCACCACCGCCCACUCAGACCCCGGGGACACCUAUCACCGUGAACAACAUGAACAUCAUCCGGAGCAUGAACCGCGGUGAGUCCUCUUGUGCCCAACCCGCUACUUGUACUUGUUCAAGUGUUCAAUAUGCAAAUGCAAAUGCAAAUGUUCAUUCCAUCAACCUUAUAGAUUAUAUGUCACAAGGAAAUGACGAUGAGGCCGGCGGAAGCGGAGGACAAGGUUGAUGGCAUGGUCUUCGUGCACUUUGUCGGAUUGUAUGCUUGUAAUGGAUUGUAAUAUUGGACAUUGCACUAUGGACUCUAUGUAACUUGUGUGGAUGGACUAUGGACUCUAUGUA
This is a messenger RNA of Lolium perenne, 933 nucleotides long. RefSeq lists its product as uncharacterized. Gene Ontology annotation, biological process: transposition. The record is from RefSeq and is a predicted model, not a curated record. NCBI's taxonomy places the organism in Eukaryota, Viridiplantae, Streptophyta, Magnoliopsida, Poales, Poaceae.